ACCGAUCCUGCGCAGAACGCCGCCCUGCUUUUCUUCUUUUUCAUUUUUUUUAACAGUCGUACAUUUUCAUGUGCAGCGCUUUUUGUCCUCUCUGCAGCCUCAUUCGGGACCAAACCCCAGCUUCAACAUGUCAACCCGAGUUGCCGUGGUAACUGGAAGUAACAAGGGCAUCGGUCUGGCCACUGUCCGAGCGCUCUGCAAGGAGUUUGAAGGAGACGUUUACCUCACUGCCAGAAAUGUUUUAAAGGACUCUAAGAGCACGAAGGAGACAAACGUCCUGUUUGUUUUCCAUCUUCAGAUUCUUGUGUGUGUACGUCUGUGUGUUUUAGGUCGUGUGGUGAACGUCUCCAGCAUGAACUGCGUCAGUGGUUUGAAGAAGUGCAGCCCGGACCUCCAGCAGCGUUUCCGCAACGAGAACAUCACAGAGGAGGAGCUGGUGGAACUGAUGCAACGAUUUGUCGAUGAGGCCAAGAAAGGCGAACAUAAAGAGCGCGGCUGGACCGACGGGGCCUAUACAGUGUCUAAAAUUGGAUUGACGGUGCUGUCCGUGAUUCAUGCUCGUCGUCUGACCAAGGAGAGACCAAAUGACGGGAUCCUGCUGAACGCCUGCUGCCCAGGAUGGGUGCGCACUGACAUGGCUGGACCAACUGCUCCCAAGUCACCAGACGAGGGCGCUGUCACACCGGUCUACCUGGCUUUGCUGCCAUCUGGAGCCAAAGAGCCUCAUGGAAAGUAUCUCUCCGACAAGGAAGUCCAGCCGUGGUGAAAGAGAGUUUAACAUGAAAAAUAAUUUGCAAAGACAGUUUGUCUCUGAAAAGACUGUUCAGAAGUGGUGAUGAGCGUGUGAGACUCGCAGCGUUUCCACAUCAGCGAUAACAAAAUGGGGUGAAAUCGAAACUGUGAAACAUUUAACGAAUGAAAGUCACCCAACAUAAAAAAAAAACUGUAACAUAAACUGAUAUUGCUAAAGCUCAGGGAUGUUUUUUUUAGGACAGAGUUUAACUCUUAUCCAAAUAUUUUGAUAAUAAAACCAAAAUCGUUCAUUUUAUUCUCGGUAACAGUACAGUACUGUGUGUGUGUCUGCUAGCUGGAACGAAUCAAAAUAAAAGUGAAUCCGUGAAAUGUUUGAUUGUUAACAAAGCCUUCAGUACAUAACAUUUUCAUAUCUUUGACGUCAUAAACUUGCCUUAACUGGAUGAAGCUAAUUGUUCAGAAUUACUAGAAAAUGUGUUUGUUUUAUACAAAAUGCUGUUUAUUUGUGUUUGUUUUAAAUAAAACAUGUGGAUCUCCAGU
This is a messenger RNA of Neolamprologus brichardi, 1293 nucleotides long. Lineage: Eukaryota; Metazoa; Chordata; Actinopteri; Cichliformes; Cichlidae. The record is from RefSeq and is a predicted model, not a curated record.